AUGGGUUCAUUUGGGAGUAAAUCAACUUCGGUAAAAAGUCAUGUAGAAGUGAAAGGAAAGAAAAGCCAGCGAAAAGAAAUGAAACCACUGGAUGCGAAACAAUCCAUCAGUAAGCCUGGAUCAUAUACAAAAAAGGAUCCAAUAACUGAUGUGGAAAUGAAACAAACCGGAUCAACAAUUAUGAGGCGUCAACGAGACAAAUCACUAAAGGAAGAACUUUCACGAAGAAUCAAAAUCGUAAAUCCGACUGAAAUGCAGCCUGAAUUGACACAGCAUAGUUUGCGAGACAAAGUUGGAACAUCGAAAUCAAAAGGACAAGUAACUCAGAAUCGUGAUAUGGAUAAAGAAAUUGAUGAUAACAUGGAGAAAACACAAGAACAGUGUACGAGAGAUAUAGGAAGUUAA
Messenger RNA from Loa loa (African eye worm), 405 nucleotides. RefSeq lists its product as hypothetical. The record is from RefSeq and is a predicted model, not a curated record. Bases 1 to 405 code for a protein of 134 amino acids. Lineage: Eukaryota; Metazoa; Nematoda; Chromadorea; Rhabditida; Onchocercidae. The transcript is spliced from 4 exons.